This is a messenger RNA of Rubroshorea leprosula, 1714 nucleotides long. The record is from the annotation of a GenBank genome assembly. NCBI's taxonomy places the organism in Eukaryota, Viridiplantae, Streptophyta, Magnoliopsida, Malvales, Dipterocarpaceae.
CUCUUCUUCUUCUUCUCCCCGUUGCAGCCCACCCGAAAGAAGAAAAAAAAAAAAAAGAAAAGGGAACUCAGCCAUGCCUUGAGGAAACCGGUAGAGAGCUUGAUUUUAUCCUUCUUUUCUUGCUCUAGAACACAUGUAAAACCCAGAAACAUUCCCCCUCUCUGCAGAAAUCCCGGAUCUGCUCUGCUCUGCUCCUCACCGCCAGCUGCUCCUGCUUUGUGGAGGGCGAAUCGCUCCGGUUUCUGAUUGUCGCCGGCCUUCCCCCAACUGCAGUCUGGUUUUAGCUGGAAAAUUCUGGUAUGGACAGUCCUUUUAAGGCUUAAAUUAUCCAUUUAGUUUGCUGGCUGUGUUGUCCGAAUUUGGCUGAAAAUUGGGGAGGAAUUCCGGUAGCUUUAGGAUAAAAUUAAGCAUUAAUUCCAGUGGGAUUUAUGUGAUUGAGUGUUAAUUGACUGCUGUGAUUUUUGGAGAGAAAAUCCCGUGAAAUUAGCUAGUGUUUUGGCCAAUUUUAGAAGUGCAGUUACUGUUUAUGGAUACUGUUAACGGGCACUAAUAAAUUUAGAGAUGUCGGGUCAUGUGGGGAUUGAGAGGAAUAGCAUCAUGAUUAGAGGGUAGUUAUGGUGAUUUUACUUUUGAAUCCGUGGUACGGUAAUUAAUUCUUAGAUUUUUUGAUUAGGUUCCUGAACGUUCUGUUAGUUUAGCACUGAGAUUGAAUCUUCGGUUUUAUGCAAUUUGAGGUAAGUAAAUAUAUGGUAAUGCCCGUAUAGUUUUUAAAAACAUGUUUUGACUUGUUUUUGAAAUGGUGGCAGGACUAAACCCGUUUUACACGAGCAUAACUGAUUUGAAGUGAAAUUUUUAUACUUUUCAUUAAAGUGAGCAUGCCUACUUGAGAUUUAAUUGAUUGUCCCGAUGAUCGGAAAGUGAUUGGUGAAGUAUGAUUUUCUGUUAAAUUUUGCCUGUUUUGAAUAUGGUCAUGUUAUUCGUGUGCCCGCUAGUGGGAGGUUUAUAAACGCUAGCACAUGUCAACAUGUUACUGAUAGAACCGGUUCGUUUCUGUUAUCUUGCUAGUGGGAUUAUACACUGGUAAAUCGUGUGCCUGCCAGUAGGAGGUUUAUAACACUGGCCAUGACCUAUGGAGGAGACAUCUAUUUCGUUUCCAUACUUGUCCUUGUUUUUCGUGAUUAUACUGGUUGGCAUGCUAUAAGUUUAAUUAAGGGCUAUCCAUAUUUACUUAUUGGGUUAUCUCAUAGUUUUUCUUUAUCCACCAUUUCAAGAAGCGAAACCGAGGACGGGAAACCACGGAAAGUGACGAGUUAGAAGCCUAGCCAUUUCAAGAUUGAUAUAUGUUUUAGAAAUAAAUCAUGAUCUUGUAAACUCGACUUUAUUGGAGAUUUAUAAUAUUAGAGCAAAUUAUAAAAUUUGAUCUUCAGAUUUUGAUGGUAUCAUAUUGUGGUAUAAUAAGUUUCGAGCCUUGUGCAUUUGUGGGACUUUUUCACAAGAUGCACGGCGUUUUUCGUACCUCGGAUUUGAGUUAUGGGACGUGACAGUUGUAAAUGAGUCCAAUCAAGCUUUUUAGAAUUUAAACUCAAGCUCGAUACUAGACUAAUGAGUUGAGUUGAGUUUAAGUUUCUAUCAAAUUCAAAUAGAUUUAGCUAGAAUCUAACUUACGAGCUUAACCUGCUAACUCGAACUUAACUAUUAAACUCAAUUUAUCUUU